AUUAAAUUCUCUGUCUGCAGCAUCCGCCAGUCGGUCCGCGACGUUCGUUCGGUGUGGGACACACAGUUUGAGGCCUCUGUCCGGAGACCAGAGCAGUGGCUGGAACGUUUAGUGGUGUUGAGUGUGCUAAGAAAUUUUAUACAUGGAAAUCUGUUCGAACGAAAGUUUCCGCAAAGUGUAAAUUAGUGUGAAAAAUAGCGAAACAAAUUGUUCAAAAAAAAACGGCCAAAACGGAUUUUAUUGAACAAAAAGGUUUACACAACAUUAGAACAAUAUCACACAGAAUGGAACCACCGUUUCCGCCGGAUGUGGCACCCUUUACGCCAAUCUGGGGCCAGGAAGCCCCGUCACCGAUGGUACAUUAUCCGGAGCUGAUGGCCGGCUUUCCGUGUGCAGAUUUAGCUAUCUGGCCCCGGCAGCAGGUCGGCAGUUUCGUCAGCCAGCGGCUUUCGCCACGUGGCGCACAACCAGCACCGUCCAGUGGGUCGACAAAGAAAACGCGCCGCCGGGUAGCGUCGAUGGCACAGCGGCGCGCAGCCAACAUACGGGAACGGCGCCGCAUGUUCAAUCUGAACGAAGCGUUCGACAAGCUGCGCCGCAAAGUGCCCACCUUCGCGUACGAGAAACGGUUGUCGCGCAUCGAAACACUGCGCCUGGCGAUAACGUACAUUGGCUUCAUGUCGGAGCUGCUGGCCGGCACGCCCACCCACGACGGUCGUUCGCCCGAGCUGUACCCGGGUGUGCUGGCGACGACCGCCCAUCACGCCCCCCACCAUCACCAUCACCAGCAUCACCAUCAUCAUCACCAACAGCAGCAGCAGCAGCAACACAACAACCAUUCGGCGCAACAUCAGCAGUCGCAGCCGCCACAACAAUCGCACCACCAUGCGCACCUACAUCACCAGCAGCAACCGUCGCAGCCACACCACAGCCUGCAUGGAUCGGCCACGGCACCGGCAGGCUCGGUGGCAGCUGGAGCAACUACGGCAGCGACACACCACAUGCAUCAUCCAUCGCUGCAACGAGCGGCGGCCGCGGCGGCUGCAGUGGCCGCUGCUGCUGCUGCUGCAGGCGGCACGGGCACCGUCAAUGGUACCGAAUACCAUCCUGCGUACGGCACCGGAGCCGUACCGCACCAUGUGGUUUGAGCACGUGGAGCGACCGUUGGGUCUGGCACUGGCGUGGCGUCAGUUGGAUAGCCGGGUUGUGGUUUGGGUGGAUUGACCUUAUCGUUGAUGCUGUACUGUCGAAUAUUGUUGGUUGUUGGAAGCGAGGUCAGGUUCCGCGAGUGGCCCACGAUCAUCACUUCCACGAAUACAACGAAUAAACGAAAUGUUGAUGGACGCAUUUGCUACCGAGCAGGCACAACACA
Anopheles gambiae (African malaria mosquito) is the source of this 1372-nucleotide messenger RNA. RefSeq names its product protein Fer3. Gene Ontology annotation, molecular function: protein dimerization activity; RNA polymerase II transcription regulatory region sequence-specific DNA binding; DNA-binding transcription factor activity, RNA polymerase II-specific. The record is from RefSeq and is a predicted model, not a curated record. The coding region runs from base 285 to 1148 and encodes 287 amino acids. NCBI's taxonomy places the organism in Eukaryota, Metazoa, Arthropoda, Insecta, Diptera, Culicidae. Gene Ontology annotation, biological process: regulation of transcription by RNA polymerase II; developmental process. The transcript is spliced from 2 exons.